AUGGACGCCGACAGCGAUGACCCGCGCCAGGACGAGCUCAGCUCCCUGCAGGCCAUUUUCCCCGAAAUCGAGCCAGACGACCAGCGGCCCUUCUGCUUCACCAUCGAGCUGCCGGUUCAUCCUGCGAAGCCCGUGACCGUUGCGUUUCCCGCCGCCUCCAUUGCCGAAGACGCUGCUGCUCAGCUCCCAGGCGUCGAACCCCGCGUCGAUUCUCAUGAGCUCUCCCACCUCCCCGCCGUCGUGGUCCGCAUGGACCUGCCCAAGGGCUAUCCGUCAGAAAGGCCGCCCAGCGUCAGCAUAAGCACAUCGCCACCAUGGCUUACAAAGGACGUCACUAAGAAGCUGGAGGACGACGGCGCGCGGUUGUGGGAGGAGAUGGGCCGCGACAUGGUCGCUUUCACGUACAUUGACCACAUCCAGCAAGCAGCGGACGAUGUGUUUGGCAUGGUUGACGGGGAUGGCGCUCUGGUGAUUGACCCAUCCCACAAGAUUGCCAUCCUGGACUAUGACAUCGAGGCUGCUCGGGCUGCGUUUGAGAAGGAGACAUUUGACUGCGGCGAAUUCUACAAUAACGCCAUUACGGAAGGAGACCUGGCAACAGUCCGCUGUCUUGCCCCGAACUGCUCCAAAGAGCGCGCCGAGGCUGGGCGGGGCAAGGGCAAGAAGCGCAAAGUCAAGACCUCCAUCAGCCCCAGUGAACUGCUCCAAAUGGGCCUGUCCCAAGAGACGGUGACUCGUUACGUGACCCUCAAGUACAAGAACGAGCUCGAGUCAGACAAGAACACCAUCUACUGUCCCCGGUCGUGGUGCCAGGGCGCUGCGAGAUCCAAGAAGCACAGGAAGCCCGAGGGGCUGGAGCUCGUUGACGAGAGUUCGGACGAGGAUACGGAAGACGAGGAAGGCACAAACGGCAAGAAGAAGCAAGCUUUCGACAGUGGAGACCUUUUGGCCAUAUGCGAAGAUUGCGGCUUCGCCUUCUGCAGCCGCUGCUACCAGUCGUGGCACGGCGAGUUCUUUCGCUGCGCGCCCAAGCGAGACAAGGGCGAGCUUUCGGCCGAGGAGCAGGCCUCGAUCGACUACAUCAACCUGCAUACGACGCCGUGCCCGACGUGCGGCGUCACGGCGCAGAAGAGCCACGGCUGCAACCACAUGAUCUGCUUCCGUUGCGCCUCGCACUUUUGCUAUCUAUGCUCGGCCUGGCUCGAUCCCAGGAACCCCUACGCCCACUUCAACGAGCAGCCCAACGGCAAGUUCACGUCGUGCUACAUGCGCCUGUGGGAGCUGGAAGGCGGCGAUGGCGAUAACGUCGACCACGGCUUCGCCGGUGGCGCGCGACCGGCGCAGAAUGAGGCCCCCGGCCCCGUCGAGAUCGUCCACCUCGUCCCUGAGAUUGAGGAGCCGGACGACAGCGACUCGGAUACGGAGGCGGACGACGUUGCCCAGCCGCCGCCCCUCCGGCGGGCGGUGUUGCGCGAGAAGGACCGCUCGUCCUGCGGAUAG
Colletotrichum spaethianum is the source of this 1500-nucleotide messenger RNA. Its product is annotated as E3 ubiquitin-protein ligase itt1. The record is from RefSeq and is a predicted model, not a curated record. Bases 1 to 1500 code for a protein of 499 amino acids. Gene Ontology annotation, cellular component: cytoplasm; ubiquitin ligase complex. Gene Ontology annotation, molecular function: zinc ion binding; ubiquitin protein ligase activity; ubiquitin conjugating enzyme binding. The transcript has 2 exons. Gene Ontology annotation, biological process: positive regulation of proteasomal ubiquitin-dependent protein catabolic process; protein polyubiquitination; ubiquitin-dependent protein catabolic process. Lineage: Eukaryota; Fungi; Ascomycota; Sordariomycetes; Glomerellales; Glomerellaceae.